Messenger RNA from Lactuca saligna, 370 nucleotides. NCBI's taxonomy places the organism in Eukaryota, Viridiplantae, Streptophyta, Magnoliopsida, Asterales, Asteraceae. The record is from the annotation of a GenBank genome assembly.
AUGGAGGACCCAUUUUCUAAAAUAAUUCGUAUGCUAGUGGAUAAAAAAGGCGAUAAAGGAAUCCCACUGGAUCAGGGUGAUUUCUUGGUUCAUUUUAUGGAUAUUGCACGUGAUGAACUUGAUAAAACUCCAAAUGAGAUCUCUAUUGAGAAGCUUCAGGACACAUGUUCUUUGUUAAAUAGAUUAAGCAUUCUGAAAGAUCUUCAAAAAGGUGGUGAGACAGUUUCCGAGCCUGAUGUUGUAGAAGAGCUAGUAGACGUUUAUAUUAUAGAGGGUGUAUAAAGUGUAAUUUUUAUUAGUAUAUAUUUUGUAAUUGUGUGUUAUUAUAAUCAAUAUACAAUUACCAAGUUUGAUUUGGUAUCACAGCCAA